Pyricularia oryzae 70-15 is the source of this 3768-nucleotide messenger RNA. Its product is annotated as RNA-binding post-transcriptional regulator cip2. Gene Ontology annotation, molecular function: mRNA binding. Bases 698 to 2617 code for a protein of 639 amino acids. The transcript is spliced from 4 exons. NCBI's taxonomy places the organism in Eukaryota, Fungi, Ascomycota, Sordariomycetes, Magnaporthales, Pyriculariaceae. The record is from RefSeq and is a predicted model, not a curated record. Gene Ontology annotation, cellular component: cytoplasm; nucleus.
GAGCCGUGAAAGGCGUUUUAAUCCACAACUGAACCAGUUGGUGGGUCGUCCCGUCUGCCUGACCCGAGCAAAACAUCCUUAUCCCUCGUCAUUCCAAAUUUUUCUCAAACCAAACCCCUUCUCAUCCCCAAUCUCCCAGACCUCCCGUCGCCAGCGCACCCUUAACGACUUUAUGCCCAUCCGCGAUUCUUACCUUCCUUUUGGCGUUGCCCUCCCUCCCUCUCUCUGUGCUCAACGCCCAACUUCUGAGCCACGACGCCUCUGCUGAGUUGCUCUCUGUCGCUCCUUGAACCUGAUUCAAUUCGACUAGACGCUUGACUGGACUUUUCGCAUCCGCCGCCAGCCCUGACCCCGUUUCCACCUGUUCCCCACAGAUUUUGCGGUAGAGCCCCCCGACCAUUCGUCGGCUGGCAGAGGGGGUCGAAAGAGCCAGGGACUGAGAAAAUUACGAAAUAGGGGACGGCAUUCCCUUGACCAAAAAGGUUUACCUAGGCUUUUUCUCGCCGCGCCCCUGAGCGAUUGAAACCUACUUCGCUGCAUCAUCCUUCGCGACAUCUGCAAACACCAAACUCGCUCAUCGAGAGCCAUCGUUAGUCAGUCUUGCUUGGUAUCUCUACAGUCUGCUGCCCAUAUCGCCGGCGGCUGGUGUAGACUCACCAUCAACACGACCCACCGUACCAUAUAGACGUGCACGAUAAUGAAUCAACAGCAAGAGGGCUACUUGAACAGCCAAUACGGCACCGUCAACCGGUCGACGAGCUCAUCUAGGCCCGGAUAUGCCACUACCGCCGGAUUCCCAGGCGGCAUGGGCGCCGGUCGUCAAAACCAGCGAGGCGGCAUCGAUGCGCUGAGCCAGCAGAUCGGAGACUUGAGCUUCUACCCCAAUUCCGACGAUCGUUUCAAUUCGUUCAACUCUGGUGCAUCGCGCUUUGAGAGGUCCGGACCCUCACCUGUCUCAGGCGCAAACACUUUUAUGUACGGAAAUGCUCAAGCCUGGAGCUAUAAUGGGAACCCUGCGACAAUCAACGGUGCCAUAACCGAUCCUACUCGGAUGCGGGGAGGUGUGAACAGGAGGGCACCUCUUCCUACUGAAUGGGCUGGCAUGGGCGAUUCUAACCUGAGUGGUCAAGCACCGCCUCUGCAGCAACGCGGGCAAAUGCACCACUACCCCCAGUCUGUGCAAGGCGUGGGGACCACAAACGGCCAGAUUUACACUGUUGCGCCACCCGGAGGGAACUUCAUGCAUCCCGAGAUGGGAUCUCACGGCGAUGAUGAUCACGUUGGUGGACCCGGCUUGAUCAAGACGGCUAUUGUGAUCAAAAACAUACCUUUCAACGUACGGAAGGAGACCUUGCAGAGUUUGAUGGUGGAUAUGAACCUGCCGCAACCAUAUGCUUUCAACUACCACUUCGACCAGGGCGUCUUCCGCGGGUUAGCUUUUGCCAACUUUGCGCACCCCGAAGAGACAAAGGUUGUCAUCAACAGCAUGAACGGAAUGGAUGUUUCCGGUCGCAAGCUUCGCGUCGAGUACAAAAAGAUGCUCCCAGAACACGAGCGGGAGAGGAUCGAGCGUGAAAAGCGGGAAAAGCGCGGGCAGUUGGAGGAGCAGCACCGCUCGGUAGCGCCCUUGCAGCACCAGGCAUCCAUCUCGUCGCUCAAUGCCGCUUCCACCGUAUCGGAUGCCGCACAUACGUACAGGCCGAGUGAACAACAUCCCAUCGAUCUCAACAACGAAUCCACGCUCAAGGCUUACAUGGAGCUCUACAUGUUCAAGAACGAUGUGAACCGCGAGAUCAUGGUGUUCCCGUCAAACCUUACUCCUGAGCAGCGACGCGAUAUCCACAUCCUUUCGCACAACCUUGGUCUUAACCACACCAGCGUCGGGGAUGGCGACAACCGACAAGUAGUUGUGCGCAAGCUUUCUUCAGGCGGUAUGGAGAAGGGGACCCUGGCACCAUCGACUGGGGCCACACUGGACGCCCACCCAAGAGGCCUCAGCCGUGCUGCCACCAUCGACUUUGCUGAACAGUCAAGAGGUGCCCCAUCAGGUACUUACCACGCUCAAGCUCGAACAGGCGGCCUGCUAGGAGUUCCUGGCAGUCCGGAUGGCCCGCACGCGAUGAACGGCCUCCGAGGCGUCAAAAGCUUUGCCGACUUGCGAUCCUACAGUCCCAGCCCUUCGCCGUCUGUCACAAGCGCAACCAACAUUGGCGCUCCGGGACACAACAUUUCUCUCUUUGGCCAUUACACCACUGACAGCAAUGCUGGAUUCCCUCCAAUGUCUGUCCCGCCACCGCCUCAGGCGGGUGUUGAGUCCUUGCACACCGAUAGGCUGGGAUCACUCACCCGGGCAGCCUUCGACUCUGGUGUGCCAGUGACCAGACCUAGGAACGAUGGGCCUGGUGCAAUUGGUAGCAUCGGUGCUAUUGGCAGCCAAAGGCCUAGCGCCAACGGCAACGGCGCAAGCAAUCGUGCCCCGGAAAGACAGCCUAGAGGCCCCAGUGUAGAGUCCUCUGGGUUCGGAACUCGCACGCGACAAAAUGGCCACAUGCAGCGUAACAGUGACUCAUCAGAUAACGCCCGAACUAGCACAUCCAGCUCAACAUGGAACCACUAAAUGUUAGUGGUAUACAUCAGUGCCACGCCAAGCUCAUGUCGAUUCAGCCUAUUGGUACCUGACGAAAUGCUCCUUCACCCCUGCUUCCACCUUGGACCGGAUGGGACACUCAGCUCGACGAACACAACGAUGAGGUCAUCCCGAAAGCCUCGAACGCUCGAGACCACAGCUGAAUGAUAUUCUCCUAGUCAUUCCGCUUGUGUUAAAAGCCAUGAUAACCUGGCGAAUUUCGAGCGCUUUUUGUUUCAUCCUUUCCCAGUCCUUGCCAUGUCAACCCUUCACGUUUUCUGCCGCAUAAUGACCCCUUAAAGAAUUGUAAUCUCUGCUAUUUGCUUCCUCGAUUUCAGCCGGAGCCGAGUCUUUGUGUCUUUUCUUUCUAUUUUCUGCCUCCUUCCCUUAUUACAGAUCUUUUAUAUCUUUGGUGGCUUUGGUUAUUUCUGUUAUUUCUGUUUUCCUUUUCUUUCUCCUUUGCUAUGUUGCAGUUUGUGCAAUGAGCAAGACGGUCAGAGAGCUUCAAAAGGUCAUGAGGCUCUCUCUGCUCCCCAUCAAGGGCUCCAUCUGUUUGCUAUGGCGCCGGGGACGAUACCAAUGGCCCGGACCGUGGCCUGUACACCACAAUUUCACCACCGAUGUCCUGACGAAGCGAUGAGAAACUCCAUACUAUACCCGACAUCAUCAUUGGUUGACGACGACGAGGAACACAAACAAAAAGGUGAAGAAUGCAGGAUGCGCCCCGGUCAGGGCGUGAUGACAGCGCGUGGUUUAUAGGGCGGAAGGUCACCUGGACGAGUUGAGCAGGGUGAUGAAUUUUCAGGGGACGGAAAAAAAAGCAUUUUGAAUACAAGGCGUCACGCUAUACAACUUCUUGGGCAACCAUUCCACGAUUGCCGUGCGAGAGCGACCCUCGAUGUGGUCGACCCAGGCAAUAAGCAUCACGAAGAAACGACAGCGCGGAGAAAGAAAAGCUGCAGUGUUUGAACAGAUGUUGGGCCUCGAAAUCAGCGCAGGCCUUGAUUGUGGCACGCAGAUUGUCCUUGGUCGACUUGUUGCGAGCGUGUGGGGGAUUCUCGGGGUGUAUGACGCGGAGGUGCCGCCCCCCCCCCCCCCUUUUUUUGCUGCGUUUUGCGUUGGCUUUUGACAUGUUCUUUUUU